AAUAUCACCAGUGAACCUUUGAGACUGGAUUAUCGGACCCUGGCUGCUUUGCCCAGCAGUGGCUUACAGAGAGUCAAUCGCACUCUUGUUCAGUAUAAUAAGGCCAGCUCCAGAAUGGAGGGCGACUGUGCUAUACUGUCUCUGCCAGUGGCACAGGACAGCCAGGAUUCGUACCCAGAAACAGCUGCAGGCCCGAUCGUCGGAAGCGUGGCUGGCCUUCCUCAGGACCCGGCGUCACCUGACAAGUGCACAAGUGGGGCAGAAAAGCCCCAGCUAGUCAAGCAGGAUCCUACGGGUUGCCCCUUGUCCCAGGACCAGAUGCCAAAGACGCCAGAGCAAGAGUGUAUGAUCGACUCUCAGCCGAUCCUCUUCAGUGAGAACCCCUUUGUGGUGGCUAACCGCAAGGGGAAAGCAGGAGGCAAGGCUUGCCUGGGGGGCCCGCCGCUGGGCUAUGGCAGGGAGGGAGUGCUGAAGACCAACCUUUACUCCAAGGCUCCUGCUGGUGAGUCUGGGACAGGAAAUUCCAGGCGUGAAACCCCCUAUUCUCCUAGUAAUCAGCAGCAAAAGCCACCUUCACCACCCUCUCCUGACGAGAUCCCCAUCAAUGUCAAGCAAGCAUACAAGACCUUUGCAGCAGUGCCCUUGUCACACCCUCUGCUCGAGACACAGGAACUGCCUGGUCAGACCAGCACAGAGAAUCCCAAAACUGCCCUGGAGGUGGCCACGCACAGCCCUAGUGGACUGCACAGCCCUGAGCAGAGAUCCUUCCGCGAGAGGCAGAAGUAUUUUGAAAUUGAAGUGAAGCAACAGCAGAUGGAUAAGCCUCCCAAGCGUGUCUCACUGGUAGGAGAAGAUGACCUGAAGAAAAUGAAAGAAGAGGAAGCUCGAAAACUGCAGCAGAAACGUACUCUUCUGUUGGAGGAAGAGGCAGAAGAGGAUGAGAUGGUAAAACAGGUGCCUGAGAUGAGUGUGCAGUCCAGUGUCAUCAUUGAAGGAGUUGAGUACAAGAUAGAGAGACUAAAUGGAAGGAGCAUCCAGGCCCCAGCAACUCGGCCCUCUGAGGUCAAUGAGAACAGCAGCUCACAGAGGAAUUCACUGGAAGAGGGAAUCAAGCCUGACCAGAGAACCAACUCUAUGUCUGGGUUGAGCCCAUUAUAUCCAGGAGCAGGGGAUCCAGUGGCACCUGUGCGGACAGCCAAAGCUGAACGACGGCACCAGGAGCGAUUGCGAAUGCAGAGUCCUGAGCUUCUAAGUGGUCAAGAGAAGGAGCUUUCUCCAGCAGAACGUCGUGCUCUGGAGGCAGAGAAACGAGCAAUGUGGAGGGCAGCACGGAUGAAAUCACUUGAACAGGAUGCUCUUAAAGCUCAAAUGGUUAUUGCCAAGUCCAAGGAGGGGAAGAAGCGCAGCACACUGGAGCAGCUGGCAGAGUCACCUUCACCUGUUCCUACCCCUUCACCAACACCACUGGAAGAUUGCAGUCCCAGAAACAUCACUUCACCGGGAAGGCUGUCACCCGAUGCAGCUGAUGAUCUCAGAUAUAUAGAUGACAGAAAUAACACAGUUCCCCAGGAGCAGGAUGGGCAGCCAGAGGAGGAGGAGAUGUUAGUAACACGUGAUUCAUCAACACCUACUUCAUCAGCACUUGAAGAAAUGGCCCUGUACAGCAGCAAACGCAAACUCCGACACAGCCGGCGCAGUUUGGAGGCUGCUGUCCCUACGUAG
This is a messenger RNA of Balearica regulorum gibbericeps (East African grey crowned-crane), 1722 nucleotides long. The record is from RefSeq and is a predicted model, not a curated record. NCBI's taxonomy places the organism in Eukaryota, Metazoa, Chordata, Aves, Gruiformes, Gruidae.